CUGAAUGGAAUAGUUAAGUAAAGGCAGGCUUAGGUCUGAAGACCUUCAUUCUAUUUUAUUAUUUUCUCACAUUUCAAGCAUCUCUCCACCUCUCCAUUCCUUCCUAACCCCAAAACACCCCCAGGAAGAUGAAGUACAUCAUAGGAAUAGGAGGUGUGACCAAUGGUGGCAAAACCACUUUGACCAAUAGACUUAUCAAAGCCCUUCCAAACUGUUGCGUUGUGCAUCAAGAUGACUUCUUCAAGCCACAAGAUCAAAUACAAGUCGGGGAAGACGGCUUUAAGCAAUGGGAUGUGCUGGAUUCCUUGGAUAUGGAUGCUAUGGUGAGUACUGUGCAGGCAUGGAUUGAGAAUCCUGUGAAAUUUGCCCGAUCCCAUGGAGUGAAUGUUUCACGUGACUCAAAGGCACCCCGUUCUGAUGAUAUCCACAUAUUGGUAAUUGAAGGCUUCCUGCUUUACAACUACAGACCACUACUGGACUUGUUUGAUAAGCGGUACUACUUAGCUGUUCCAUAUGAUGAAUGCAAACGGAGGAGGAGUACCCGUAAAUACACAGUACCUGACCCACCUGGUCUUUUUGAUGGCCAUGUCUGGCCCAUGUAUCUUAAGCACAGGAAGGAAAUGGAAGCAACUGGAACUGAUGUUGUUUAUCUGGAUGGACUGAAGUCCAGAGAUGACCUUUACAUGCAAGUCUUUCAAGACGUACAAAACACAUUUUUAAAUAGUUCAUAGGAUCUGUGGAAAAUGGAGAAAUCUAUGUACACAUCUGAUGUAAAUAUUAUUUUGCUUAUUAACUGAAACAUGUGGGGUUAAGUAUCUAAGGGCACAAUAUUUUGCCCUAUAAAGCCCUUCUGAAGCUGUCCUUUGGAAAAUAAUUUUAUGUAUAUAAUAGAAAGUUAAAGUAAUUUAUUUACAACUCACCCAUGGGCAGUUCUUUUUUUUAAUCCUUUUUAUAUGCUGUUGAUUUACAUGUGUGUGCUUCAGGGAUGCAUUUUUAUAAUGGAAAAACUUAGAUGAUCUUUAUAAAAUAGCAGUGCUUAUGUCUGUUAACUUUCUGUAAGUGGUAAAUCACUGUUUAAUCGCUUGUGUAAUACCACGCCGUGCACGUAUUAAAGAGCCCUUUAAGCA
Messenger RNA from Varanus komodoensis (Komodo dragon), 1127 nucleotides. RefSeq names its product nicotinamide riboside kinase 2 (gene NMRK2). The record is from RefSeq and is a predicted model, not a curated record. NCBI's taxonomy places the organism in Eukaryota, Metazoa, Chordata, Lepidosauria, Squamata, Varanidae. Gene Ontology annotation, cellular component: cytoplasm. Bases 129 to 731 code for a protein of 200 amino acids. The transcript has 8 exons.